AUGUCUCAAGAGCAAGCAGUCCAUCACCCCAACUCGACUUCCUCCAAAACCGGCACCUUCUACUUCGCUUAUGGAUCCAACCUCUCAGCAUACCAGAUGUCGCUUCGGCUACCGCACUCGCCCUCUUCUAGCGAACCCGUGGGCAUCGCGCGCCUAGACUCACACGCCUGGAUCAUCUGCGAACGCGGUUACGCCAACGUGGUCGCCCUUCCCGAAUCCAACGCCGCAUCGGACCACAACACGGUAUGGGGCGUGGUGUACAACAUGCAUCCUGUGGACGAGGCUCGGCUGGACAUGUACGAAGGCCAUAACGAGGCGAGAAACCCGAAGCCGGAAAUCAACCCGGACCCGGAGACGCAGGUGGUCAAGCAGUACUUGCAGGGCGGCUGGGAUUAUAACAAGCACUACUUGCCCAUCACCGUGACGAAGUGGUUGAAGGAUCCGGCAGAGUACGGCAUCAGCAUGUCUUCCAGCUCGAACUCGUCUUCUUCUGACAUGGUCAAUGGCGCCGACACGAUGGGAUCGUAUCCACCCACCACGAUCCGGGCCCUAGUGUAUGUUGACGAGUUCCGCACCACCCCUGGCAAAAUUGUGCAAGAGUACAUCGGACGGAUGAAUAGGGGGAUCGACGAGUCGGUCAAACUCGGCCUCCCUCACAACUGGGUGAAGAAUAUCAUGAGGAGAUUCAUCCCAGAGGGGAUCUAUGUCGACGAGGAAGGGUACGUGGGCACAGACGAGGGGUAUGUCGAGGCCGAGGCGACAGAAGCUGACGAUCAUUUGAAGGAGAAGAUGCUCAAGGGCACAAAAUGGGACAGCAGGUAG
This is a messenger RNA of Fonsecaea multimorphosa CBS 102226, 822 nucleotides long. RefSeq lists its product as uncharacterized. The transcript has a single exon. Bases 1 to 822 code for a protein of 273 amino acids. Lineage: Eukaryota; Fungi; Ascomycota; Eurotiomycetes; Chaetothyriales; Herpotrichiellaceae. The record is from RefSeq and is a predicted model, not a curated record. Gene Ontology annotation, molecular function: gamma-glutamylcyclotransferase activity.